AUGGAGAGUCCAAAAUCCGAACAGCAGCCUCUGGUGACUGCCCCAGGGCCUGCAUAUUCAGCAUUCUCAGAGAAGAAAAAGCAGUUUUAUCUGGGCAUAGUAACGGCCGCCGGAUUCUUCGGUCCGCUUUGCGGUGCAGUCUACCUGCCCUCCUUGAUUCUAUACCAAGAUAUCUUCAAGUCUUCAAGGAGCGUGAUCAAUGCCACAGUCUCUGUAUACAUGGCCAUUUUUGCUGUUGCUCCCCUCGUCGGAGCAGCAGCAGCAGACCUCGGCGGCCGCAAAACAGUCUACAUCGUCACACUGGCUAGUUUCUUAAUAGCUAAUAUCCUGCUCGCUUCUAUCCCCGCCAACAUCGGGGCGCUCUUUGUGCUCCGCAUAUUCCAAGCCUUCGGCGCAUGCAUCGUCACGUCGAUUGGAGCAGGCACAAUCACAGAUAUAUUCGAGCCUGCACGCCGGGCAUCUGCUCUAGCUAUAUUCCUUCUCGGCCCUCAGCUCGGUCCUAUCCUGGGACCUCUAAUAGGAGGACAAUUUGCGACCGAGUCGCGGUGGCGGUGGGCGUUUGGGUUUCUAGCCCUCGCCUGUACCCCUGUCUACCUCCUCAUCCUCUUUUGUCUCCCCGAGACGCUCCGCUGUCUCGUUGGGAAUGGCGAGGUAUUUGCAAAGAGAGGAUGGAUUUCUUUCCCGCGAUUUCGGCAAAAGACACUCGUGGAGGAAGGGAAGUACCCUAAGCCGCCGAAGCCCAGUCUAAAGAACUGGGUUAAGAUGUUGACGGAGCCAACGCAAUGCAUCGUCUUUGUGAAUGGGGCGCUAUCAUUUGCAGGCCUGUACUUGAUGUAUGUUAGCUUCCCCGAUGUAUGGGGCGAGCGGUUCGGAUUCUCGACGCAGGAGGUUGGAUAUGCUUAUUUGAGUCCUGGGGUUGCGCUGUUCCUGGCCUCCCUCGCAACAGGCCGCUUCUCCGACUGGCACCGUGCAAGACUGGCAGCACGAAACCCAGACAAGAAAAUCAAGCCCGAGACUCGUCUCCCAAUCCAGAUCGUAGGGUUUAUCAUUUCCGCCGCUGGGAAGGUCAUGUAUGGCUGGUUCACGCGGUAUAACCUACAUCCUGUUGCUGGAUUAACGGCGUCUGCAUUAGCCGGAAUCGGCACAGCCAUAAUCUUCGUAACGAGCACAUCCUUCCAAACAGAGUGCGCGCCAUCCCAAGCCGCAACAAUCGUGGCUUUGGGCGGGCUGCUCCGGAACAUCGCAGCAGCAAUUUCAGCUGCGAUAGUCGAUAGUCUUGUCAAGAGCAUGGGGUACGGGUGGUGCUUUACGGGUCUGGGGAUGUUGGAUGUGGUAUGUGUUGGAGGGAUACUGGCGAUUAUGUGGACGCGAGGUGGUAGGGAUGGGUUUUGUAGGUUGUAG
Aspergillus versicolor CBS 583.65 is the source of this 1401-nucleotide messenger RNA. RefSeq lists its product as uncharacterized. The record is from RefSeq and is a predicted model, not a curated record. The coding region runs from base 1 to 1401 and encodes 466 amino acids. The transcript has 5 exons. Gene Ontology annotation, molecular function: amine transmembrane transporter activity. Lineage: Eukaryota; Fungi; Ascomycota; Eurotiomycetes; Eurotiales; Aspergillaceae. Gene Ontology annotation, biological process: transmembrane transport; amine transport.